AUGGAAGGAGAUGUUGAAGCAGCAAUCGGACUCUCGCCAAAACUCGGGAACGAGAUCACAGAUGCAGAUACCCGAAUGACGAAGACACAAUAUAUAAACAAAGGAAAGCCAAUAACGGAAGGACAAGCACGAGGCCCCAAAAUCAACAGCACAAAUGGUAAUGAUAGGAUUGGUGAUUGGUUGAUUGAAGAAGCAAAACUGUUAACCGGAGUACGCUCUCAAGUUGAGGCAAUUCAAGCUGAGCUAAGCUGGAUGAAAUGCUUUCUAAAAGAUGCAGAUGCAAAGCAUAAAGCUGGGGCGACAGAGCGCAACUUUGUUAUAGAGAUUCAAGACAUUGCUUAUGAUGUUGAAGAUGUCAUCGAAACUUUUGUCCUCAGAUUAUCAUCCAGGAGGGGGAGAAGUGGAGAGGAUUUCAUAGGCUUGGAGAGUGAUGUGAAGAAUUUGGUGGAACAUCUGUUGAAUGAAGACGAAGAUAGUUACAACUGGCAUCAAACUGUUUGUAUUUGUGGCAUGGGUGGUUUGGGCAAGACCACUCUUGCUCAAAGAGUGUACAACCACAACAAUGUUAACCGUCACUUCGAUUGUCUUGCUUGGGCUUGUAUAUCUCAGCAACUCCAGAAACAAGAUGUUUUGCAAGGGAUUUUGAUUAAAUUUGUCCCUGAGAAAAAGGAGGAGAUUCGUGGUAUGAGAGAUGAGGAGCUAGUCAGGAUGCUCUUUGAUGUUCAGCAGAAGAAAAAGUGCUUGAUAGUUGUGGACGACAUUUGGACAGUGGAGACCUGGGAUAUUUUGAGAUCUGCAUUUCCAAUUGGAAAGAAGAGCAAUAGCAGAAGCAAAGUAUUACUCACCACCCGUAAUAAAGAAGUGGCUCAAUGUGUGAAUCCAGAGGGACUCUUCCAUGAACCACCAUUUUUGACAGAUGGUGAAGCUGGGAACUGCUUCAAAAGAAAGCAUUUAGAAGAGCAGAUGCUUCAUCAGAUGCCCAAUCGUGAUUUGUAUUCAAAUAAGAUGAUGAUUAUAGGUUUAAUGCAUUGUGGCAAUGUGAAUGGUGCAAAGGAAGUUUUUGAGUGUAUGCAGUUUAGCAAUGUAGUGACUGUAUCUUCGUAA
Molecule: messenger RNA, 1104 nt
Organism: Cornus florida
Lineage: Eukaryota; Viridiplantae; Streptophyta; Magnoliopsida; Cornales; Cornaceae
Product: probable disease resistance protein RXW24L
Exons: 4
Coding region: 1-1104 (367 amino acids)
Biological process (GO): defense response to other organism
Molecular function (GO): ADP binding
Source: RefSeq, a predicted model, not a curated record